Messenger RNA from Sebastes umbrosus (honeycomb rockfish), 2947 nucleotides. RefSeq names its product gremlin 2, DAN family BMP antagonist a (gene grem2a). The record is from RefSeq and is a predicted model, not a curated record. Gene Ontology annotation, biological process: animal organ morphogenesis. Gene Ontology annotation, molecular function: receptor ligand activity; BMP binding. Lineage: Eukaryota; Metazoa; Chordata; Actinopteri; Perciformes; Sebastidae. Bases 1496 to 2074 code for a protein of 192 amino acids. The transcript has 2 exons.
AGCCGAGUGUAGUUUGGGAAAACAGAAUCCGCAAAUGCAGAUAAUGACAUGGUUCCUCUUUGUAAUUGGCUCCAAGUGAAAACAUUUCAUUUACCUCUCUUUCCCUCUUUUUAUCCUGUGUAUGUGUGUGUGAGUCUGUCUGUGUUUGUGUGUGUGUGUGCGUGUGUGUAUGCAGCUACCCUUGUGUGAUUGAGGUCUGAGCUGCACGGUGAAUUAAAUGCAGUUCUACUGUAAUUAACUGCACUUACCAGUCUGUGUAUGAGACUUUCUGACGCACCAAUAAUUGAGGCAUCAGGUUUUGUUUGUUUUAACCUGCCUUUGAAGACAUGCUGGGAAGAUGUUUCACAUGGUUUAGUGGAAAUACAUCUGUGCGCACAAAUUUGAAAGCCUUGAAAGGACUCUUUUUUCAAUUAUUUAACAACUAGAAUUCUAAAAUAUUGAAAUAUGUUACAUCUAGGCUGCAGACUAAUUUUGUUUUUCCUUUCUUUUUGACAUUUUGAAAAGGACCCAUUGUUAUCCAGACAGGGAACAUUACCAUGGCAUUAUAAUUCCAUUCUGUAAAACAAAACAUAACAAGUUCCCACUGAUGAUAAUAGCUGUUUUCAGAAAGGGCUUGUGUCUUGCUCAGCAGUCUCUCCAGUAUUUGUUUCUGGUAUUUGUAAUUUCAUUAGGGGUCUCAAUUUUGGAACCAAGGUCUGCCACAGUUCAGUGAAGCAUAUCCCCCUGAGUAUUUUGCGGUUCUGGUAAAACAUAAAGCCGUGUUUGUGGACAAUAUUAGUGUUCAGCAGACAGAAAGGUCCGGUUCAGUUCUGCCUCAGCAUUAACACACGAAACCACAGUCUCCUUCCGUCUGCGGGACUCUGUGAUGAUUACUGCUGAGCAUCAAGGAGAGACAGAUGGAACUGAAGAGACAGAGACAGCUUGUGGAGAGCUAUACAGCUUUGGAAGGAGGACAUAUAGGACUAUGUAUGAGGCCCAAGUGGUGUUGGUUUUGUUUCCCAGUAGGUCAUCUGUCCCAAACCCCACCACCUCUUCAGCCCCUUUCCUUCUAUCUCCUAACCCCAACCACUAACCACCUCAGGGGCUCCCCCCAAAGCCCCUGAAUCCCUACAUCCAAACCGCAAUUUGUCUUGCAGCAGAGAUUGAUGAGGAUAGCUUAGCAGAAACAGCACUAUCAUACUUAACCAGAGUUUGGGAGUGGAGAAGGAGCGCUGAUGCUGGCUGUGUAGGCCAUCAGUCAUGCCCUAUGUACACAGUCGGUCAGGUCAUCCUUCAAAAAGUCCCCGGGGCAUUGUAGACUGUAGCUCACCAGAGUCCCAGGGUGCCUCUUUAAACGAUGGACAGCAGGAGACAGGGAGACACUAGAGAACAAGAGCCAGCACACAGAAAGCAGAGCCUGCUCCCCUGACCGGGGGUUCAUGCAUUUAAAUACAAAGUCAGCAUGGAAUGAGAUGGAGCAGCUUAAGACAAAUGAGACUGCGUUGUACAUGGAAGAAUGCUGUGGAGAAUAACUCUCCCGGUCAUACUGGCUGGGGUGCUCUGCAUCACCGCAGAGACCAAAAAGCACCGGCCCCAGGGAUCCAUCCCAUCCCCGUACAAGACCAAAGGGAACCUGUCCUCAGAACGUCACCACCGGCUACUGCAUCAGAAACCAGAGGUGCUGUCCUCCAGCCGGGAGGCCCUGGUCGUGACGGAGCGCCGCUACCUCCGCAGAGACUGGUGCAAGACCCAACCGCUCCGCCAGACCAUCAGCGAGGAGGGCUGCCGCAGCCGCACUGUGGUCAACCGCUUUUGCUACGGCCAGUGCAACUCCUUCUACAUCCCCCGCCACAUGGGCCCCAGCUCGGGUCAGGGCCAGAAUCGAGGCCAGGCCUCGGGCUCCGGAAGGAAAAGCCACAACAAGGCCCAGGAGCCGUUCCAGUCCUGCUCCUUCUGCAGGCCGCACCGCAUCACACAGCUCACGGUGCAGCUGGACUGCCCAGACCUGCAGCCCCCUUUCAGACACCGUAAGGUGCAGAGGGUCAAACAGUGUCGCUGCAUGUCUGUAGAUGUGGGCGGCCAUGGGAAACUGUGAAGAAGGACUUAAAAAAGGUCUUUGAAAAAUUGAAAUUGAAAAUUUAAAUGACAUAUGAUGAGUAUUGUCAUAGGCAGAAAUUCACAAACUUUGCCAAACAAGGACUGGCUUCAAGUUGAACUAUUCUGCAUCGCGUUGUACAAAUAAUGGCUCGUCCCACAAUAAAAUGACAUGAAACAUGGAACUGGUAUUAUUAAACAAAGGCUCAACGAUGACUUAAUCAGAGACUAGCAGCCGUGUUGGCAAGCUGAUGCUGUUGAAAGAGACUGAUUCAAGUGGCUGCGCAAGAGACACUGAUGAUGAAGUGGCCAAUUUUCAAGUUUUCCCCCUUCCUGUUAUUUCAAAAAGCUCAUAUCUACAUCACUAUUUGUACAUUCGAUUCCUUUGUGAUAAAGGAGUUAAGAAAAUGGAGCUUUAAAAGUACAAAACAUUAUGGAUUCUGCUGGUAAUUCAGCAUCUUAAAGAAACUGUAGAAAUAGUGUGACCCCUAUAAAACUUUUUUUUUCUGCAGGUGGAUCUACAGUAAUUACAGUUGGGCACAAUGUUUUAACCUGUAGGAGAUGUUGAUGGUGUUUUACAAGUAUUGCAUCCGUUAUCCUGUAUCUUUUCCUUAACUUCUAUUAUGUCCCAAAUGGUACACAAGCUGAUGUCAAGGAAAAGAUUUCAUGAAACACGAAGCAACAAUGACCAGUGGCAUCCACCUGCUCGGACACAAGCCUGGCUGUAUACUGCCACAAAUAUACUAGCCAGUAGGAAAAACAUACUGCAGCAUGUGUAAUGGAGGUGCAAUGCAAUAUAUACAGUAUAUAUAUUUUAUGUAUGUGUGCAAAAAUGUAUGUGAAAAGUAUAUUAAAUCUAUUUCAUAUAAAACAA